AAAAAUUACAUAUGAAGGAAAAAAGGGUGGGCAACACAAAGACGCAGCCAUUGAUUGAGAGCAUCUGAAGCAUUCGAAUUGAGAACUUGAAUUGGGAACCUGAACCCUAAUUUUGCCAUUGACUUUGUUCAAUAUGAGUAUGACCCAAUUCGCCAUGGUUGAGGAGUUGGCUUUUCUUGUGAAGGACAAUCUUCCUUGCAAGCAUCUAGUUCUCACAAUGGAGGAAGUCUUAGUUAACUUUCUCGAGGCUGAUGACACAAGUUCAGAUGGGAUCUUGGAAUUGGAGCCAAUGAACUCUUACAACCGUCUUCUCUUACAUCGCCUUGCUGAGAUAUUUGGGUUUGCGCAUGAAUCUGUUGGUGAAGGAGAUGAUCGGCAUUUGAUUCUUGAGAGAUGUCCAGAUACAUCUAUGCCUUCUAUCCUUGUCAGUGAUAUUCUAUGGAAAUAUGAUGAACCUCAAUCUUUGAUGGAGUCACACGACUCGCAUCAAAUAUUAAGGAGAAAAGAAGCCUCUCCAGUUUCACAGACAAACGCAGCAUCCAUUCAACAGUCGCUGGAGGAAAGAAAAGCAGCUUAUUUUGCUGCUCGUGAGCGGAUUUUUUCUCUGAGUUUGGAAGAGGGGAAAGAGCCUGGUGAGCAAAAGCCACGAACUGUGCCUGUGGUUGCCCGCCGUAUGAUUGCGCAUGCAUUAGGUCAAAGGAUCCAUACGAGGAAUCAGAAUGACUUGGUUAGUGAUAGUAUGAAGGAUAAAGUGCUCACAGAUGAAUUAAAUGGUCAAGAUAAGACUAGUGAGAAGUCUAAUCUCAUGAAGGAUUCUGAAGAGUCCUUACACCUGAGAAGAAACUCAAAUAGCAAAAUAAGAAACACAGGCAGUUCUAAUGCUGGCUCGCACCAUAAAAGGAAUGAUCAAACACCUGUUGAGAAACAUUUGCCACAAUUCUCUCCAAAUAGAAAACAAGGGCAAAGUGUGAGUAAAGAGGACAUGAAAAAGGAGAACUUAGGAGCUGCGAAGAGAAUGUUUGCUCAUGCUUUGGGAGUACACUCUGGAAAGGAUGGUUCUGUUGCUAGAAAUAGAAAUGGAGAAAUUAAUAAGAAUUAGAACAGAAGGUUCUUAAAUCUUGAAACAAGAAUCGUAUUCUGUUGUUCCAAAGGGACCUUGGCAGGUGCUCCCCAGAUUCCAAUCACAGUAUGGAGAUGAGUAAGAAGCGUGUUGUACUCAAAUUCUGAACAAUAAUCUCAGGAGGUUCAUGCAAAUCGCUUAGUUCUUCCUUGAUUGUGCUGGAGUAACUUGAAGCAGUCUAGUGUCGAAACGCGAAAGACAUCCUGAAAGAACUAUCUAGGAUCUUGUUUGACCUCUUUCGGCAUAUGGAGGAAGCUGAGUGAAUAGGUAAUGGUGUUAUGGCCCGUUAUCCAUGUAAGAUAUGCAGUUCCAAUUACUUUCUUGUCUGUUUAUUUUGUUCAGUGAAAGUAUACAUUAUGGUUGUUCCCAGGACCAGGGAUACAUGAUUUCACUAUCCUGGAAAGUGUUAUGUAUAAUAGGGCGAGUUUGUUUGAAGUUAUAGGAUCAUAUUCCCAGGAACGAUAUUUAUUCCAAGUAAUCUCAUUGCCAAGAAUGUCAUUCCGGGGUAAAAUGAAAAAUCUGUUUGGCUUUUGUUUAUUA
Lotus japonicus is the source of this 1660-nucleotide messenger RNA. RefSeq lists its product as uncharacterized. Gene Ontology annotation, molecular function: nucleic acid binding. The record is from RefSeq and is a predicted model, not a curated record. Lineage: Eukaryota; Viridiplantae; Streptophyta; Magnoliopsida; Fabales; Fabaceae. The transcript has 6 exons. Bases 134 to 1099 code for a protein of 321 amino acids.